Messenger RNA from Syzygium oleosum, 1777 nucleotides. Its product is annotated as ureidoglycolate hydrolase. The transcript is spliced from 12 exons. NCBI's taxonomy places the organism in Eukaryota, Viridiplantae, Streptophyta, Magnoliopsida, Myrtales, Myrtaceae. Bases 130 to 1560 code for a protein of 476 amino acids. Gene Ontology annotation, molecular function: hydrolase activity, acting on carbon-nitrogen (but not peptide) bonds, in linear amidines. The record is from RefSeq and is a predicted model, not a curated record.
GGGACGCACGCAUUCCAUCGCAGGCUGAAGCUCCUGCGCUCGGUGUCCGCGGCAGCAUCAUAUCAUCCCAUUUCAUCUCCCGGAUUGGAGGCGAACCCAGAAGCCAGAAUCAAGAAACAGAGGCAAAAGAUGGGUCUGCUGAGGUCAUCUCCUUCGCUCUCACUUGGGUUUCUGCUGCUGUCCCUCUCCUCGGUGUCUGCGGUCUUGGCUCACGCUGAGGCGGAAGACCCGACAAUCCGAACGAUGGAGGAGUUCUCGGGAUACCCAUUUCGGGAAUCGCCUUCUUGGGUCGCCGAUCCUCUCUCUUCCUUGCCCGUCGAGGGCGAAAAUCUUCAAAAGCAGAUUGACGAGCUUGCGAGUUUAUCCGAUGCGCCCGCUCCAUCAGUGACGAGGGUCCUUUACACUGACAAGGAUGUGAUGGCCCGCAGGUACGUUAAGAACUUGAUGGGACUUGCUGGCCUGUCUGUUAGAGAGGAUGCUGUGGGUAACAUAUUCGGUCGAUGGGAAGGCCUUGAACCAGAGCUUCCUGCUGUCGCUACAGGUUCUCACAUGGAUGCUAUUCCUUACUCCGGAAAGUACGAUGGAGUUGUUGGUGUUCUGGGAGCCAUAGAGGCCAUUAAUGUACUAAGAAGGUCAGGCUUCAAGCCGAAAAGAUCACUGGAGAUUAUAGUGUUCACUUCAGAAGAACCUACACGCUUUGGAAUUAGUUGUUUGGGAAGCCGCUUAAUGGCGGGGAGCAAGGCACUCUUGAAGGCACUGGAAACAACAGUCGACAUUCACAAUAUAUCCUUUCUAGACGCCGCCAAAUAUGCUGGUUAUGCGCAAGAUCCAGUGGAUUUAAUGAGCAUAUUUCUAAAGAAAGGAGCUUAUGCUGGUUUCGUGGAGUUGCACAUAGAGCAGGGCCCUAUUCUUGAAGAGGAAGGUAUAUCUAUUGGCAUAGUAACUGCUAUUGCUGCUCCUGCAAGCAUAAAAGUAGACUUUGAAGGAGGUGGGGGACAUGCAGGUGCUGUGUUGAUGCCGUACAGAAAUGAUGCUGGACUGGCAGCGGCGGAGCUGGCAUUAGCUGUUGAGAAGCAUGUUUUAGAAUCUGGAUCCAUAGAUACUGUUGGGACAGUGGGUAUCCUGCAACUUCAUCCCGGAGCAAUCAACAGCAUCCCCAGCAAAUCGCACCUGGAAAUAGAUACUCGUGAUAUUGAUGAAGAAAGAAGAAAUGUUGUAAUGGAGAAGAUACAUCAAUCCGCUAUUAGGAUUGCCAAAGACCGUGGUGUCAAGCUUGCCGAGUUUAAGAUUGUCAAUCAGGAUCCACCAGCUCUUUCUGAUGAAUCGGUCAUUAGGGCAAUGGAAUCUGCAUCAAAGGAUCUGAAGCUGUCUCACAAGUUAAUGAUCAGUAGAGCUUAUCACGAUUCGCUGUUUAUGGCCAGGGUUUCUCCAAUGGGCAUGAUAUUUAUUCCCUGCUACAAAGGAUACAGUCACAGACCUGAAGAGCAUUCUUCCAUUCAGGACAUAACCAAUGGGAUCAAGGUACUAGCCUUGACCCUCGCGAAGCUGUCACUCAAAUGAAACCACUUUCUUCGAUGUAAAUUGUUAAUUACCACGACUUGUUCUUCAUAUAUGGAAGUGUUUUUCGUAUUCUCCUCCCAUGGCAUUGUAUUCAAUCUCUCAUCAGGGCGCUCAAACAUGAACUUCGCAGCCCUCUUGAGCUAUUAUAAUUUGCGGGGUUGUGACAAACAUUCUUUCUUUUUCUCAAAACUUGGGAGAACACGAUCCCAUUGAAGUA